Cutaneotrichosporon cavernicola is the source of this 1089-nucleotide messenger RNA. RefSeq lists its product as uncharacterized. The record is from RefSeq and is a predicted model, not a curated record. The transcript has a single exon. Lineage: Eukaryota; Fungi; Basidiomycota; Tremellomycetes; Trichosporonales; Trichosporonaceae. Bases 1 to 1089 code for a protein of 362 amino acids.
AUGCGCCCAUCACUAUGCCUCGCCCAACUCAGCAAGGUCUUCAAGCUCCCUCCUAUGGGAAAGUCAUGGCCCGGUCCCGGACCCUUUUUAUACGUCAUGUUCCACCGGGACAACUACCCUGCUGGGAACGGUAACCUCGCUCCCGAUCCCAAACUCCUCGAGGGACGAGUACUCGGAAACGACUUUACCCGCAAAGAUGGAUGGAGUAUGUACAUGGGUAACGAGGUGCCUGGCUUUCCUGCCCACCCGCACCGGGGGAUGGAGACAGUGACGAUUGUGCGCCAAGGCAUGAUCGAUCAUGGCGACAGUACGGCAAGCGGAGCGCGAUAUUCGGUCGGCGACGUACAGUGGGUCACGGCAGGUAAGGGGGUUGUCCAUUCGGAAAUGUUCCCCCUCUUAAACGAAGGAGAGAAGAACACGCUCGAGUUAUAUCAGUUGUGGUUGAACCUGGCUGCAGAGGACAAGGACGCCGACCCCGAAUUUGUCAUGAUGUGGCGGGAGGCCAUCCCACAUCUCGAGAAGGAUGGGUCGAUCGUACAAGUCGUCGCUGGGGAAUAUGGGGGCGCAUCCCCGCUGGCACCGCCCAAGAGCUCCUGGGCAGCCCGGGCGAGUUCAGACGUCGCAGCAUGGUUUAUCGACAUGCAGCCCGGCGCGACGACCACCUUGCCCUCGACGAAUACACCACAAACCGAACGCACCGUGUAUGUGCACGCCUGCACGCCCGGUCCAGAUGGGCCAGAGAAGACGGUGGAUGGGGUGAAAGUACAAGUCGGCGACGAGUGGGUGCCAGACUGGCAUGCGCUCAAGAUGGCUCCUGGCAGCGCCGAGGUCGUCCUCCGUAACGGAUCGCAACCGGCCCGCGUGCUCGUCCUCCAAGCCGUGCCUAUCGGUGAGCCUGUUGCUGUCCGCGGCCCAUUCGUCAUGAAUACCGAGCAGGAGAAUCUCGACGCGUUCGCAAUAUACCGCAAGACGAAAUUUGGCGGGUUCCCAUGGCCUACAGACAAGCCGACGUACGGCGACUCACCACGGUUCGCGCAGUACCGCGGUGGACCGCGGGAGGAGCCAGGCAAGAAGUUUGCCGCGUACUAG